Molecule: messenger RNA, 593 nt
Organism: Didymodactylos carnosus
Lineage: Eukaryota; Metazoa; Rotifera; Eurotatoria; Philodinida; Philodinidae
Source: the annotation of a GenBank genome assembly
UCAUUAAGAAGAGGUUUCAGUUAGUUUUAAAGUUUCUGAAAAACUGGUUUUCCAGAAAACCGGGUCUUCAAGAGCCCUCCGCAGCAACCCAUUUAGGUUUUUUGUCAGGUCGAUGCCCUCUAUCAACUGAGGUUAAAUGUAGUGCAGACGGCAAUGCCUAUGUUAUUGUUUAUUCAAUUACGGAUCGUCAAAGUUUUCAGAUUGCAUUAAAUUUGAUUAAAAAUAUACGUGAAAGAGAAAAAGAAACAGAUAGACAUAUACCAAUUAUCCUUGUGGGAAAUAAAAGUGAUUUAGUUCGAAAGCGAGUCGUACCUAAAGAAACUGCUCGUCAUACGGCAUUUAAAUAUGAUUGUAAAUUUGUCGAAACAUCGGCAGCUAUUAAUGAUAAAGUCGAUGAUUUAUUAGCUGGUAUAUUAAAACAAAUUCGUAUUAAUGACUAUAAUAAUGAACGACGUAAAACUAUAACCAAUACAAAUGAAAUUCGACAAAAACCAUCGAAAAAUGUUUUUAUUAAAUUUUUAAAUGUAUUUCGAAAGAAGCCACGUUUACCGGCCGAUGUCGAAAAUUUAUAUACGGGUUUAAGACGAUCAUAA